GCGUGUCAAUUUGCAAUUUACAUGAAAAUUUGACAGUUUUUCUACGUUGCUUCUUCUAUUUCUCCUUUUUAUGACGUCAUUCUUGGUCGCAAUCAAGAAUGAUAGAAACAAGAUUACGCCAUCGUAAUCAUAAGCUUUAGAAUGAGUAGAGGCAUCAUAGAAACAAAAACAAACCUUUAUAGCUUAUGAUUCUUGUUCACAUCUAUCACAGCCUAAACCGAAAAAAGUAACAGUAAAUACUUGGUGUAAGCUUGUCUUUUAACAUUCUUGCUCUUAGCAGAGAGUAUAUCAUAUAUAUGAUAUACGUUCUCUGCUCUUAGUAUAUGAUAUCGAUCAUUGAAAUGGCGAAAUGAUGACGUUAUAACUUCACAGUGAAAUGAUUGAUUCGUCGCUUCGUUUCGUUGUAUACAAAAUUUCCCAGGCACACACUACAUAUGUGUGUGCACUAGAACUUGGCGCCAAUUUUUAUAAUGCGCGGCUAGCAGCCGAUUUUAAAGUAUUGCACUUUGUUAGUCUUGAGUUGAAAAACAAGUGAAUAAGAUCCGCAGUCAACUGCACUUUGGUUUAUAUAUGUACUCGUAAAUACAUCUAAUAUUAUUAUGGAUAAACCUCUUAUUGGUCUGCUGUGUAUCGAUCGUAAGGAUGGUAUGAGCCAGGACGUUUGCAGUUACAUUGAUGACAAGAAUGUCAAAUAUUUGGAAGAUGCGGGAGCUGGUGUUGUCCCUAUUUGGAUCAAUAGAACCACCGACUAUUAUGAGUACAUAUUAAGCAAGGUAAAUGGAGUUUUAUUGCCGGGUGGUGCGGUCUACGUCAAUACACACGAUCCUGCUCGUUUGGAUUUAACAAAUUAUUGUGUUAGCGCCUCUUUGAUUAUUAUUCGGAUAGCUGAGAAAAUGCAUAAGAAAGGUGUUAAGCUACCCAUUUGGGGAACUUGCCUGGGAUUUCAGCUUUUAGUACUCUACACAACCAAUAUGGCGGAUACACCUUUCGGCACUGAUGUGCGCGACAAAUGCGAGUUUAUGAAUUGCUUUUUAGCAGUGGAAUUUUUACCAGAUUUUCGUGAUUCGCGACUUUUUGCCGAGUUACCUGUUGAAGUAGAGAGCAUAAUGAAGAACAAACCAUUCGGUCAUCAUCGCCAUAAGUAUUGCGUGAGUCUUAAGACAGCAAAAAGUUUUAAUGACGUGUGGCAUAUAUUGGCGAAAAACGAAGACACGAAAGGUUUAGAAUUUGCUUCCAUUAUAGAACAUCGCAGAUAUUCGUUUUUUGGAACGCAAUUUCAUCCAGAAUCGGAAUGCUCACCAAAAUGCAGUAAGGUAAAAGAGUAUUUAUCAAGGUUUUUUGUGGAUCAGUGUCGGAGCUGUGGCAAUCGUUUUGAAAGUGAUGAGGAGGCGAGGCGCCAUUUAAUACAAAAUUUUCCUACAACCAUUUCCGGGCAGUGUAAUAUACGAGUAUUUGGCGAAUCAAUAGAUUAUCCUCAUCAAGAGAGUCUGCAAACAUUGCCUACGAAUUUACUCUAAUGUUUGUGUUUUAGUUUUUUAACGGUAUGAAACUAUUUUAAUUAUGAGUCAUUGAAAAUAGUUUAAAAUAUAGAUAUACUUGUAUAUACUUAUAUAUAUAAUUUACAGCGAAACUAAUUAUGAUAAUUCUGUGUUGUAUGUUAUACAAUAUGUGGUUUUGAAAAUCAGUUUUGGGUUUAAUUAGUUAACGCUAUAAAUAAAAAAUGAGAUAAUCUCACAU
Molecule: messenger RNA, 1737 nt
Organism: Bactrocera oleae (olive fruit fly)
Lineage: Eukaryota; Metazoa; Arthropoda; Insecta; Diptera; Tephritidae
Source: RefSeq, a predicted model, not a curated record